AUGAUACCGCGUUGGCUGGUGGAGCACGUGUCUGGUCUGGUUGAGCGUCGCUGCGUACACUUCAGCAAGCCUUCGCCGAGCUGCGAGACACGGCGUGACCCGGCUCGCCGGUUCUGUCGCGGAGGUCUGCGUCACCACGGAGAGUGGAUCAGCACGUGCGCCUUGAUCGGGCGGACGCUGCGCGCUCAGGGCAUGCGCUGCGACGUGUUCUAUUCUACUGACACCGGUCGGAGGUUUGUGCGUGCGCUGGAGAGCCGGCUGUGCAGCCUUAGCGCGCAGCAGCUGUUCCAAGUGCUCCUGGCUGGUCUGAAGUUCGAGGCGCCCAUUGAGGGUAUCGUAUGUAGGGAACUAUUGCCUCAGUUGUCCGGGUUGGACACGGUGAGCGUGCUGCGUCUGCCCAGUCUGGUUGCAUCACGCGAUCCAGCUUUCUGGCGUGUGUUGUGGCAGGAGCUGGACUCUCGCCAGCUCGGUGAUAAAAGUUGCUCAGGGGUCCUGCUACGAGUGGAGACCCAUCUGCUAGACUCGUUGCGGUCUGACGCCGCCGCAUAUACAUCUAAAUAA
Babesia ovata is the source of this 561-nucleotide messenger RNA. RefSeq names its product arginine deiminase, putative. The record is from RefSeq and is a predicted model, not a curated record. The transcript is spliced from 3 exons. NCBI's taxonomy places the organism in Eukaryota, Apicomplexa, Aconoidasida, Piroplasmida, Babesiidae. The coding region runs from base 1 to 561 and encodes 186 amino acids.